UUUUUAAUAUCGUAAAUGAGUUCUUUUUUAUAAAGAAUACUCUGUCUCUUUUCUAAGACAGUCUUUGAUACGGCGAUAUAGUUUUUAUUAUUUUUCUCUCUUAGAAAUGUUUUGUAUUUAUUACAAAUCAUUACAUCAUGAUAUUUCAAAUGGAAAUUUUAUUGCAAAAGAUCAACUGGGCGCCACUUUCGGAAGAGAGAAUCGCGCUACACCCGUGAUGCUACGUGAUCAAUAUCAGUGUCGACUCUCAGCCUUUGGACCAUUCUGAGCAGACAGAUCUGAAAAUAGAGAAAAUAAAAACGACAUGAAAGCCGUAACGCAUACUUGUACGCCAGGAAGCUUUCUAGAUUUUCCGGAAGGUGAAUCGAUUGAAGAUAUCGCCGAAUCCGUAGAUGAAUUGCGAGAAAAAUUAGCGAAUAUGAAGAAAUUGAUGGAAGAACGUAAGGGAACGACUCUAGGCGAGAUCAGUGCACGUAAAAGGAAAGAAGCUUCGGACAUAAUAGAUGGAAAUUUUCUUUCUUGGAUUUUUGGCUCUGCUCUCGUUAUUAUAUUAAGCGUUAGCUUUUACGCUUUUUAUAAUCUUUAUCACGCAGUACUCAAAAAAUUCCCUUCGCAUCAUACUGAGUUGUAAGCAAAGAGAAUAUAAAAAUAGAAAAAAGAAAGUAAAAAAACAAGAAAAUAAGAAAAAGCAGUGAAAAACGCGUCAAAUAUUCGUUCAAAUGGAAAGUUUCUUUUCAUUUUUUAUUUUCCUUUAAUUUUAUUAAUUACAACGAUGUUACAAUACAAACAGGCGAUACGAGAUUUCUUUUUUUAUCCUUUCGGAAGAUAUCAUACGAAAGAGAAACCGAAAUGGCUAAAUCAAUCAAAAGAAAUACUGUAUUCUGAUGUAAUUAUUAUGUACGUUUUACGAUGUAAUCAUAAAUGACUGACUCACUGACAAGAUCUCAAAUAACAAUGAUUUAGUUAUCAAUAUAAAAGUUAAAAUAAUCUUGAUGUAAUAUGUGAUAUUUUUAUCGAUAAAAUAUUAUAAAAAAAAAUAACAAAGAAUAUAUAUAUAUAUAUAUAUAUAUAUAUAUAUAUAUAUUACUUUGAUCAAAAUUAUUCAUAUUAUAGUGCAUGCGCUACGGUUCUAUAAUUUUUUUCUUUAUUAUUAUUAUUAUUAUUAUUAUUAUAAAAAUCAAUAGAAUGAAUUAUUUUAAGAAUUAUGCGUAAAAUGCUGAUACAUUAAAAGGAAAAGGAAGAAGAAGAAAAAUAUAAUUGGCAAGAUAACGAAAAAACGAGAAAGCGCUUUAAUAUGUCGUUCCGCAUAAUUUUUCUUCUACAUGCAAAUAUGUAAUUAAUAUUAUAUAUUAUUAUAAGUAUUAUAAUUUAAUAUUAGAUUAAAUAUUUAUUUAUUUAAUUCGUUGUUAAUGCAUUCAUAUAUUAUAAGCAUAGGUAAUAUUUAUUAUGAAAAUUGUUGAGUAUUACAUGUUCUCCUCAAAAUGAAUUUGAAUGAAAUUUAUUCAAUUAUUUUUUAAAUAUAUAAAUUAUGAUCUUAAUAAUUAUAUAAAUAAUUAUUUUUAUUUAAAUAUUUUGCGUUAAAUAUUUUAUUGUCAUCGAAUUUUACGAGAAUAAAUGUUUCAAGUAUAUAUACAAAAUGAAUAGGAAAGCCUAUAGUAAAUAAAAAAUUGUCUUAAGAUAUAACAAUUAUCGAUUAUUAUGAAUAUUAUGAAUUGUUUAAGAAAUAACAGAGAUUAAAGUUAAAAACAAA
Molecule: messenger RNA, 1750 nt
Organism: Vespula vulgaris
Lineage: Eukaryota; Metazoa; Arthropoda; Insecta; Hymenoptera; Vespidae
Exons: 3
Coding region: 305-631 (108 amino acids)
Source: RefSeq, a predicted model, not a curated record